AUGGCGCGGCGACUGUCUUUUCGGAUGGGCACCAACGCUGCGCCUGGAGGCUGCCAUCUGGUGCGACGCCACCAGAGCUGCGAGCGGCUCCGAAUACCGCCGUUGGUGCAGAUCGGUGUGCGCUCCUACGGUCGCUUCACGUUGAUGCUUUCCACGUUGCGGCCAGAAGCGGCGCCUGUUAUACCCCUGACAGCAGCUGGCUUAACUGGGAUGCCACUUCGUUGCGGUGUUGUUGACUUGCGUGCAUGGGCUGUGGAGUUGUACAGUUGGCCCAACUUUUUCUCCUGCGGCUGCGGCAGGGAGUGUGGCGCCCCUCGUUUAUGA
Messenger RNA from Trypanosoma rangeli, 324 nucleotides. RefSeq lists its product as uncharacterized. The transcript has a single exon. Lineage: Eukaryota; Euglenozoa; Kinetoplastea; Trypanosomatida; Trypanosomatidae. The coding region runs from base 1 to 324 and encodes 107 amino acids. The record is from RefSeq and is a predicted model, not a curated record.